AUUUUUCCAACAGGCUCUUCUUCAAGCAAACGAUGUAGUUUCACACGACGUUUAUGGAGAUGAAGCUUUUCGUGUUACCCCACCACCCAUUUUCUCUUAUCUGAAUGGUGACGAUGAGGAAGACCUUGAAGCUGACCUUGAAGCAGAUGGCGCUAGCACGGGUCGCCGAGGUCCUGAUGCAAGCACUCAGGAGGGCGGAGGCACUGGUAGUGGAUCUGGUGGUGAGGUAGACCACCAAGUGACCAGGGUGCGCUUAGUCCAGUUUCAAAAGAAAACUGAAGAACCAAUGGUGAGUUUCAACAUAGACGCUAGUUGCCUAAGCGUUGAAAUAAUGGACCAUUAA
Molecule: messenger RNA, 343 nt
Organism: Protopolystoma xenopodis
Lineage: Eukaryota; Metazoa; Platyhelminthes; Monogenea; Polystomatidea; Polystomatidae
Source: the annotation of a GenBank genome assembly